AUGGACAAAACAUCUCCCCGGUUCGACAACAACCGAUUAGCACUCAAUUCCAGCUCCAACGGCAAUGCUACCAACCAUUACCCCGCGGAAUGUUCAGCCAGAGCAGCCACCGUCAUUUCCGAAGCCGAAGAGGAGGAGGACGUUGAAGUAACCGCUACCAAUGUUUCCGGUGAGUGCCAUCCUCGUCCGGACUUCAAACCCAUCAACGAACAACCGGAAGAAAUCGAAGUGAAAACCGGUCAGGAAGACGAAGAACAAAUCAAGCCGACAGAUUAUCUUCGUCGACGGCCUGAGGUGGAAACGCUGAAGGACGUGGCAAGUGACACUCAGGAGGUAAAGAAGCGGAAAGAAGUCGAGCGAGAAAAGCGAGCAAAACUCGAUCGGAAAUUGGAAGUUUGCAGCAACACUUUUUGCAGUUCGAUAAACUUGUCCGAGAGUAUCGUGCAACAUUCCUUGGUUCAAAGGUUUGGAGAGGUUCCGUAUUGUGAUGUUUUCCAGUAUCCGGAGGAAGAAAAGUCAUGCGAUAAUUCAGCUGAGAGUUACGUGCAAUCGGUUGAUAACGAUGAUAAAGUCGGAGAGACGGAUGAUGAGUUCAGAAGUUUGAGCACCGGAAGUGAAGAUGCACCUGUUGAACCGGAGAAUGAAGCGAGCAGUGCUCGUCAAGGUGAACCACGACAACAACGCCAGCGAACCUUGCCGAAGUGGCAUGAUGACUACGAG
Molecule: messenger RNA, 720 nt
Organism: Ochlerotatus camptorhynchus
Lineage: Eukaryota; Metazoa; Arthropoda; Insecta; Diptera; Culicidae
Exons: 5
Source: RefSeq, a predicted model, not a curated record